Pogona vitticeps (central bearded dragon) is the source of this 4518-nucleotide messenger RNA. It is a transcript of the gene USP44, whose product is annotated as ubiquitin specific peptidase 44. Gene Ontology annotation, molecular function: zinc ion binding; cysteine-type deubiquitinase activity. Lineage: Eukaryota; Metazoa; Chordata; Lepidosauria; Squamata; Agamidae. Gene Ontology annotation, biological process: protein deubiquitination. The record is from RefSeq and is a predicted model, not a curated record.
GGUCUCUCCGGUUUCCUGAGGGAAGCCGCCACAGAGAAACGAAAUGUUCGUAGCGCCACAGACUAGCAGCCGCUCGCCCUGACCCCGGAGUGGCGAGUGACACGGGAGGAAUCCCGGCUGCACGCAAGGCGCAAAACCCGCCAGAAGGUCAGCAAGAGAAAGAGAGGGGAGCGUCUGAGGGAGCGACGGUGGUGACGCUGCCAAGGGGGCGGUUGCGAAGGCGAGGAGCCUGAAGCGUACAAGAUGGCGGCGGCGGCGGCGGCGAGCGAGCCGUGGCGUCGUGGACGACGGCUGCGCGAGGUCCUGAUCAGCUAACUGAGCCUCCCUCGGCGGCAUGGCUCAAGGCACCGGGGUCAAAAUGCAGAGACUGGGAAAUUGGUUGGAUGGCGUGUUUCUGUAGUAUUUUGUCAUUACCACAAUAUUGAAAAUGGAUAAGUGUAAACAUGUAGGACGUUUGCGACUUGCCCAGGACCAUUCCAUCGUGAACCCUCACAAAUGGCAUUGCAUGGUAUGCAAUACUACAGAAUCUGUAUGGGCCUGCCUCAGUUGCUCUCAUGUUGCUUGUGGAAGAUACAUUGAAGAACAUGCACUAAAGCACUUUCAAGAAAGUAAUCAUCCAGUGGCAUUGGAAGUGAAUGAGCUGUAUGUUUUCUGCUACCUUUGUGAUGACUAUGUCCUCAAUGAUAAUGCAACUGGUGACUUAAAACUCCUGAGAAGCACAUUAAGUGCAAUCAAGAGUCAAAAUUAUGACUGUACUACUCGUAGUGGCAGAACUUUACGAUCAAUGGGCUCAAGUGAUGAUCUUUCACACAACAAUGCUCAAGCUGUGCUUCGUAAUGAAGACCGUAUGUUCACAGCUCUUUGGCACAGGAGGCAUGCAUUAAUGGGCAAAGUAUUUAGAUCUUGGUUUGGGUUGACACCAAGUGGGAAAAGGGUUUUGGAAGAAGAGAAAUUGAGGGAGGAAGCAGAAGAACGAAGAAUCAAUGCUCGGAAGAAAAGAGAAGAACGGAAGCGGCAGUUGAAAGAAGAAAUGGAAAAAAUGCCUCCAAGGAAGAGCUUUCGUUUGCAAAAUCAAAGUAAAGAAUUGUUAGAAAUACCACUCUGUGCACUAAAAAUGCCGCAGAAUUUGGAGUCUGCUGUUGAGCUUAAAGUAACAGCUACCUCAGAUGAAGUAAAACUGAAAAAAAUAAAUGACUCUCCAGUUAAACGAAGGCCUACUGUGACUCCUGGUGUAACAGGAUUACGUAACUUGGGAAAUACAUGCUAUAUGAACUCUGUUCUUCAGGUAUUGAGUCAUUUGCUCAUCUUUCGGGAAUGUUUUUUAAAGCUUGAUUUGAACCAAACUCAAGAGUUGUUAGCAGCUGCAGCCAAUGGCAAAACGAGGUCAUCUUCUAAAUAUCCUCCAUCUGCUAGUUCUAUUUGUCAUGUGAACAAAAGCCAUAUGAAGGGCAAGGCAUCUUCUGCAAGGCGAUCUAGUGUGUCAUCAGGCUUAAGCGGUGGAGCAUCAAAUAGUAGAAAUAUGGAACUUAUUCAGCCUAAGGAGCCAAGUUCAAAAUACAUCUCUCUUUGUCAUGAGCUACAUACAUUAUUUCAAGUCAUGUGGUCAGGAAAGUGGGCAUUGGUGUCUCCUUUUGCCAUGCUUCAUUCAGUGUGGAGACUAAUCCCAGCCUUUCGUGGUUACGCUCAACAAGAUGCUCAGGAAUUUCUCUGUGAACUUUUGGAUAAAGUGCAGCAAGAAUUGGAGACAGUUCGGACAAAAUGCCCAGCCCUCAUUCCCACUUCUCAAAAGAAACUUAUUAAACAAGUUUUGAAUGUGAUCAAUACCAUUUUUCAUGGACAACUUUUAAGUCAGGUGACAUGUCUUGCAUGUGACAAUAAGUCAAAUACUAUAGAAUCCUUUUGGGACCUCUCACUGGAAUUUCCUGAAAGAUACCACUGCAAUGGGAAGGAGACAGCCUGUCAGCAUCCGUGCUUGUUAACAGAAAUGUUGGCCAAGUUCACAGAAACUGAAGCCCUGGAAGGAAAAAUAUAUGCCUGUGAUCAGUGCAACACAAAGCGGAGAAAGUUUUCUUCAAAGCCUGUAAUACUCUCAGAAGCACAAAAGCAGCUUAUGGUAUGCCAGCUACCUCAAGUUCUGCGGUUACACCUUAAGAGGUUCAGAUGGUCUGGGCGCAAUCACCGUGAAAAGAUUGGUGUACAUGUCAGCUUUGACCAGGUGCUAAACAUGGAGCCGUACUGCUGCCGAGAAUCUCUAAAAUCCCUCGUACCUGAUUGUUUUAUCUACGACUUAUCUGCUGUUGUGAUGCAUCAUGGGAAAGGAUUUGGUUCAGGACACUACACUGCCUAUUGCUACAAUUCGGAUGGAGGAUUCUGGGUACACUGCAAUGAUUCCAAGCUCAUCAUGUGCACUAUGGAAGAAGUGUGCAAGGCCCAGGCCUACAUCUUGUUUUAUACCCAACGAGUUACUCAGGAGAAUGGACAUGUUAGGGUAUCAGGCCUUGACUCACCAUCUGGGAAAAAUCCAAAUAGUCAAAUGAAUUUUUCCAGUGCAGAUAUUAACAGCUAAUCCAAAGCACAUGUACUGUGUACAGCAAAAACUUGUCACUUGUACAGUACAUGUAUUGAAGAGUAAGUACAGUAUUGUACUAAGUAUGUCUUGUGAAAUGUGUUCAUGCCCUUUUGUACUUGCUAAACAAACUCUUUGGGGAAAAUGUUUAGUAUACUUUAUAUUGAUGGUAGGUAACUUUUCAAGUUACUAGGAUGUCUAUAUAGCUAUUUUUUUAAAAAAAUUGCCAUUUGAAUUUUAAAGUCUUACCUCAAAGCUGUUUUUCAGCAAUUUUAUAUUUUGGUGUAGGAACCAUAGAUGAGGAAUCUUGAUGAGUAAUUCUUAUGUUAUUUCGAAAUGUUUUUAUAAAAAAUUGUAUGCUUUUUUUACAUUUCUUGCAAUACCAUUGACAUUGUUCAGAGGAAUACAUUUGUUCCACAGAAUUAAAAAACCUGGUAAUGGAAUUUUGCUUGUCUCUGACUUGUAGAUUCCUAGGGAAAGUGGAAUACAGUUCUUUAUACAUAUGCCCUAAUUAUAGUGACUUAUAUACACAAUUGGUAAACUAUUGGGAAAACAACAGAGAACAGCCCAUUACUGUUAGCUCAGUAUUAAGCAUUGGCACCUAUCCAGUCAGGCUGCAGGCCUAGAUGGAAGUGUAAGGAAGGCGAAGGAAAUUUGAAUGUUCAGCAGUAUACAAAGGACAUUGUAAGUAGCUGCUGAAAUUUAAGAGCAUCCUCUCCUACUUACAUUAGUCUUUCAGCAUUCAGAUAGCCUUAUCCUGCAUACAGGUUCUGUGUAAUCCAGCAGCAAGCCAUAACAUUUGCACUGAUAAGAAAUACCAUUUUAUCUGUUGCUUUCUCCAAAAUACAUUUAAAGGGCGUUGCCGUUGUACACUGUCUUGUUUCUCUUAGUUGUCAUGGCUCAAGGGAAACGCACGCAACCUCAGAGUUGUAAUCAGUAUAGAAUAUGGUGGUGAAGUUUCUCAUGCUGAAUGUAAGUUUUUUCCCAUGGAGGUUAAUCCUAAUUGGUUAAUAAAUGUCCUGAAAGAAUACUGUUCUCUACCUGUAAAAAAAUUACAAGUCUUCAUCAUCGUUUCCUUCCCUUUUCCUUAAUUUGUAAUAGUUUCAGCCUUUUUUGAGAGACAAAUUUUAUUAAUGGAGUACUUGGCUACUGUUUCUGUGCUAUUUGUUUCACAAAUGCAGAACUGUCACAAGGCUGGUGUUGAAAACCAGAAAGGUGAAGAAAGCAGCCAUUACAGUCUUUUGUAUCUGGUUUUAAGAGGCAUAACUCAACUCCAGGUACAGCCAAGAAACUCCUUUUCAAUGGCACUGUAUAGAUAAAAUGGAAAUGAAGUGAGACUCUAUGCUCUUCUCUGCUCCUUAGAUAAUAGGUAGAAUACAGUAAAUAGAUUUCAGUGUGCCAAAUCAUGCAGCUAUAAAGUCUCAACCUGCAUCCUCUACCAAACACAAAGGACUGGUUAACGGUAGCAACUUAGCAGUAGAGGCGAUUAUUUAAAUUGCCUUUUUCAGGCUCCCUCUAAUGAGACAUUAUUAUUAUACAAUUCUUAUCACAUACCUAGUACAUGAAGUCUCCUGUAAAAAGACAUACUAUGCAGUUAUCUUGUUAGGAAUGUAGCACAACACAGUGCUCUGUGUGAUUGCCAAGUGGAAGAUCACGGUAUUAAAAAUAACAGGGCUUCUACAUGUACAAGAGGAAAGGACAACCUCUGUGGUAAAAACAAAUGAUUUUGAAUAAAAGUAAGUUGACUAUCUUCCUCAGCUGACAUAAGAGUACUGUGUAUUUCUGUCUUAUUUGGAGCAGUCAUCGAUAAAGACCUAGAACAGAGCAGAUAAGGUAAUAUCUGUCCACAUUAAAAAUGGAAGGAAAUUUUGCAACAUUAAGCAGCAAGUAGGGAUGGAACUUUUAGGGUAACCUGCAUGGAGGGGGGGGACUCACAAAAAAAGCUUUCAGUU